AUGCCAGAAGGUUUCGAGGAGAUUUUUCCCACGGCAGCACGUGAAUUACAUGAACAUAAUCAUAUGGGUGAUUUUAUUCAGCUAAUUGGACGUGUGAACAGGGACGACACGGUCGUUCAACAUUUUCUUGCUGCAUUCGCUCGAUCGAUUAGUAUGAACACUAUUGAUUGGUCGUUCCGCCCAUGGUUAUUAUUGCUUCGUUUACCUAUUCAAGCGGUUAAUUCUGUUCAAGAUAUUUAUAGAAUGCAUGCGUAUUUAUUCGCUGAUCACUCUUCAUUCUUUUUCCAUUCCAAUCAGGACCUACACUUUCCCACGAUUUACAUCUCGGACACGUUGAAUCGACGUGGGAUUCGUCAAUAUUGUACGUAUUGUGAUGGUUUAUACAUGCUAACCGAACAAAAUCUACGAUUCCUUACUAUUAUCGUAGACAGUGUGAUACGAACUGUGAUUCAACUCAGUGAUUCUGAUGCCAAGGACAUCGUGGACGAGUUGUACUUUCAUCAAAUUGCAAAUCAUAUUUCCGCAUAG
Messenger RNA from Necator americanus (New World hookworm), 528 nucleotides. RefSeq lists its product as uncharacterized. The coding region runs from base 1 to 528 and encodes 175 amino acids. The record is from RefSeq and is a predicted model, not a curated record. The transcript has 6 exons. NCBI's taxonomy places the organism in Eukaryota, Metazoa, Nematoda, Chromadorea, Rhabditida, Ancylostomatidae.